CCUUCCCUCUCUCCUGUCCCCUCCCAGAGGAUUUAAUGUCCCUGUGCCCCCCAGAGCUGGUCCAGACGAGAAGGCUGAACCAUGAAGCAGAGUUUGGCCCGUGCUUUGGUUUUGACACUUGCAUUGGCGUCACCAGUGUGCGGUGAGCGGCCCGUGAACUGCAGAUGGGGUCAGUAUGGAAGCUGGUCUGACUGUGACGGCUGCACCAAGACUAAGGUGCGAACGCGCCACGUUGAGGUGUUUGCUCAGUUUGAUGGGACACCGUGUUCAGGAGAAGCCACUGAAAGACAGUCAUGCGCCCCACAGAGGGCGUGCCCCCUGGAAACGGGCUGUGGAGGCAGAUUUCGCUGCACCUCUGGUCAGUGCAUAAGCCAGUUGCUGGUGUGUAACGGAGACCAGGACUGUGAGGACGGCCUGGAUGAGAGAAACUGUGGACGUGACGACAGCCACUAUUCGUGCGACCUGCAUAAAACGCCCCCCAACUCUGACUUCACAGGCAGAGGGUACGACGUGCUGACGGACACGUUCAAAGCAGGAGUCAUCAACACUCUGAGCUUUGGGGGGCAGUGCAGAAAGGUCUUCAGCGGCGACCACAAGGUGACCUACCGACUGCCGCAGAACAUCCUCAGGUACAACUUUGAGGUCCAGGUCGACAACGAAGAGAGCGACGAGUCUUAUUUAAGCUCCUGGUCCUACAUGCAGGACGUCCAGUCCAACGCCCUGAUCGGACACGACCGCCGCAGCUUCCACAAAGAGCUCAGCGACAGCAAGGCCUACCGAAUUAUAAUCCUAAAGAAUAAAGUGGCGCUGGCCCAGUUUCAGAACUCUGCCCCAGACUAUCUGCCCCUCUCUGAAAGCUUCUGGAAGGACUUGUCCUCUCUGCCCCUCACGUACGACUACUCCGCCUACCGCCGGCUGCUGCAGACCUACGGCACCCACUACCUGGCAGAGGGGGUUCUAGGGGGAGAAUACCAGGGGCUGUUGGAGCUGGACCAGCACGCUUUCACUUCAACCAGUACGACAGAUAUCGAGUACCAGAGGUGCUGGAGGAAAGUGAAGCGCUUUCUCUUCUUUAAGAAAGUAAAAACCGUCUGUGAAAAGCUGAAGAAAACGCUGUCCUCCAGCUCCCACAGCAGUGGGGAGAAGCUGCGCAUUAAGGUGAAGACGUUUGGAGGAGAUCCGUCCUUCCUCAAUGUUCUUUCUGAGCUGAAUCUGGAGACUCCAGAAGUAAACGGAGAGACCUACAACAACUGGGCGUCUUCUGUUAAAGACUUUCCUGACGUCAUAGAUCAGAAGCUGCGGCCUCUCCACGAGCUGGUGAAGGAGGUGCAUUGUGCAGCUUUGAAGAAGCUCCACUUAAAGAUGGCGACGGAGGAAUACCUCGCCGAGCAGCAUCCCUGUCACUGCCGGCCCUGCCAGAACAACGGCCGGCCGCUGCUGACGGGCAGCGUGUGCCGCUGCGUUUGCCGGCCCGGAACCUCAGGAUCUGCCUGCCAGACGGGGAGUGUGAUCGGAGAGCAACCGGGUGUCAUCCAUGGCAGCUGGAGCUGCUGGUCAUCCUGGAGUUCAUGCUCUGAAGGUCAAAGAUCAAGGAGUCGCAGCUGCAACAACCCAGCCCCCCGCAACGGGGGCCACAGCUGUAUUGGGCCGGCGGCGGAGCAGAAGUCCUGUGAGGAACCCGGCAUCCUCCACUUACAAAUGAUGGCGCCCCAGUGCUUCGGUCUUUCCAUCGCUCCACCAAAAACAUGCGGACCUCCUCCAGGCCUCAGGAAUGGAUUUGUUACGAAUCCCAAAGAUUUUUAUUUAGUCGGUCAGAGAGUGGAGUACUCCUGCAUCGAGGGAUUUUACCUGAGCGGUGACGCUGUGGCCACGUGUGCGGAUGAUCAGACAUGGCGCACUGGGGCAAAGCUUUGCAAAAGUUCCACAUGUGGGACUCCUCCAGUCAAAGGUUUGGUCCUAGCCACGCCCUCAAAGGCAGUCUACCAAAUAGGAGAGAGCGUGUCCCUGUCCUGUCCAGAGGGGUCGGUGCUGAGCAGUGAGGAGUCCACCAUUAUGUGCACCCCCAGUCUGCAGUGGUCUCCUUCUCCUGGCGACAUCCACUGUGAAGCAGUGCCCCUCCUUCUCGCUCCUCCAGCUCCCCCAAAGUGUAAAGUGUGGGAGAACGUAGGAGAACGUGGAUGUGUUUGUAAAAUGACUUUUCAUUGUCUGACUUCUCUAACGCUGUGUGCCAAGGUUGGCUCCAGACACAUGCUGCUAGGACUCUGUAGGCUUGGAGCUCUGCGCUGUUUGGGGCGGAACUUCACAGUGGUCAGAGACCAAGACUGUGAUUGGCCAGAGGAGACAUUCACUUCCUGCGAAAACUGCCAACCGGGGACAGUGUGUGAGGAGGGAAGAUGUUUGUGCCAGGAGGCAUCAAAAUGCCCUGCAGACUCCGCCCCCGUGUGUGUCAGCUCUGGCGAAGAUGGCGUCCGGGUGACCAUGACAGAGUGUGAGGUGGGGGCCAAGCGGUGCGCUGGGGAGCGUCUCCACGUUUUGGACAUAGAUGCUUGUCCGGCUUGAGGAGAUCUGUUAGCAGAAACUGAUUUGCACAUUAUUGUUGAAUUUUUCCAAACUUUCUGGAUCAAACUGCUUUUUGGUGUUUCUUUUUUAAAUCUUUCUGUCACCUUGAUGUUUUUGUUCCUUUUAAAAUAAAAUAAUACAGAGUUAUGAGUGUCUUGAUGUGUUUCUGUUAAACGUGAGUGUUGCAAACACCAGCAGGUCAUGUUGAUGUGACAGAAAUAACGCAUCAGUGGAAAAAAUCAAAUGCCAAACAAUAAAAUCAGAGAAACUAUGAAA
Molecule: messenger RNA, 2835 nt
Organism: Oryzias latipes (Japanese medaka)
Lineage: Eukaryota; Metazoa; Chordata; Actinopteri; Beloniformes; Adrianichthyidae
Gene: c7b
Product: complement component 7b
Biological process (GO): complement activation
Cellular component (GO): membrane attack complex
Molecular function (GO): protein binding
Source: RefSeq, a predicted model, not a curated record